Brettanomyces nanus is the source of this 2673-nucleotide messenger RNA. RefSeq lists its product as uncharacterized. Lineage: Eukaryota; Fungi; Ascomycota; Pichiomycetes; Pichiales; Pichiaceae. The transcript has 2 exons. The record is from RefSeq and is a predicted model, not a curated record. Gene Ontology annotation, biological process: N-glycan processing; carbohydrate metabolic process. Gene Ontology annotation, molecular function: carbohydrate binding; alpha-glucosidase activity. Gene Ontology annotation, cellular component: glucosidase II complex. The coding region runs from base 1 to 2673 and encodes 890 amino acids.
AUGCCUCUCAGAUUUCUCAGCAAGGCUCUAACUAUCAUUCAAGAUGAUCAUUUGGGUAAGGUGAAUGCUGUAUUACUCAAAGAGCUCAAUGACGGUACCUAUAUUGAUCUAGCUCUCAAUAUAUCUGUUAUAACUGACUACUCUCUUCGUGUGCAGGUUGAUGAGAUCGAUCGACAGCUUUCAAUUGCCGGAAAUAUCACUUCCCCUGUCACUGAAACACGAUAUAAUGAAACCAGUUACUGGGCAUUUAAGGAAAGCCCUCAAAACAUUGCAUUCAAGCACUCUUUGCAGAGUGAUAUGCUUUCUUUACAGUAUGGACAUGAUAAUGAUCAUCAAUAUAAAGCUGAAAUAUUUCUUUAUCCAUUUAAGAUCAAUUUGUUUUACAGAAAUGUGCUUCAAUUGGUUCUUAAUGAAGGUAACUUACUCAAUGUGGAGCAUUAUAGAUCCCGCAAAAGUGAGGAAAAAGAGGAUUCUAGAGAUGUUUUACCUGAAGAAUCUACAUUUGACGCUUACAAUGACGAGUUUAAGGACUCUAAAGGAGACACUUUACCCUUCGGACCAGAAUCUGUUGCUGCAGAUAUUGAUUUGAUAGGUUUUUCUCAUGUUUAUGGUAUUCCUGAGCAUGCAGAUUCGCUUUCUUUAAAGGAUACAUCUGAUACAGAGCCUUACAGAUUGUUCAAUGUCGACAUCUUUGAGUAUCCUGUUCAAUCAAAAUAUCCGAUGUACGGAUCGAUUCCGUUUAUGGUGGGUGUUAAACCUGAAGCCAGUGUUGGUAUUUUCUGGGUCAACAGUGCAGAUACUUAUGUCGAUAUAACGAAAACUGCACUUUCAUAUGUAGACGAUAAGGCGAUUGAUCCGAUUGAAGGAGUAGAUUUUUCUUCUGUUUCGACUCAUUGGAUGUCCGAGAAUGGAAUUCUGGACGUGAUACUUAUAGCCAAAGACACUCCUAGUGAGGUCAGUUCAUGCUAUGGUGCUCUCACCGGUUAUGUGGAGCUGCCUAAUAUUUUCUCCUUAGGUUAUCAUCAAUCCCGAUGGAACUACAAUGAUGAAAAGGACGUUUUAAGUGUAGCAAACUCAUUUGAUGAGCAUGAAAUUCCAUGCGAUGCCAUCUGGUUGGAUAUUGAUUAUGCCGAUGGUAAGAAAUAUUUCACAUGGAAACCGGAUAUGUUUCCUGAACCUGAAAGAAUGGAAGCCAAGUUGAAUGAAACCGGUAAAAAGUUAGUUGUCAUUGUGGAUCCUCACUUUAAGACAGGCUAUGAGAUAAGUGACCAAUUAAUGAAAAGGGGUAUAGCCAUACGCAAUUCUGAUGGCAAAGAUGCAUACAAGGGACACUGUUGGCCUGGAGAAUCUGUUUGGAUCGAUACCCUUAAUCCAAAUUCCCAAGAAUACUGGGAAGAGCUAUUUAGUAACGGCUCCAAUCUUCUAGGAUACUCAACGAAUGUUCAUUUGUGGAACGACAUGAACGAGCCAUCGAUUUUCAAUGGUCCGGAAACGAGUGCCCCAAAGGAUUUGCUUCACUAUGGCAACUGGGAGCAUCGUUCUGUGCAUAAUUUAUUUGGUUUGACCUACCAUGAAGCUACCUAUCGCUCUUUGGUGGCACGAAAUCCCUCUAUUCGUCCAUUUGUUCUUACUAGGUCAUUUUUUGCUGGCUCGCAGCGAACCUGUGCCAUGUGGACCGGGGAUAACAUUGCCAAAUGGGAGUACUUGAGAGAGUCUAUACGCAUGUGUCUCACCAUGAAUGUUGCCGGCUUCCCUUUUGCAGGAGCAGACGUAGGGGGCUUUUUCCACAAUCCAGACUCGGAACUACUAGUCAGAUGGUAUCAAACUGGUAUAUGGUAUCCAUUUUUUCGAGCUCAUUCUCAUAUUGACUCAAGACGAAGAGAGCCUUACCUUAUUGAACAACCUUAUCAGAGUUAUAUCAGGGAGGCAUUGUUGCUUCGUUAUAAAUUGAUGCCGUUGUUGUACACGCAAUUUCGCAAGAGCUAUAAGAGCGGAAUGCCUAUUUUAAAGCCACUUUUCUACGAUAGACCAGAAAAUCCCGGUACGUAUAGCAUUGAUGACGAGUUCUUCCUGGAAAAUUUACUAGUCAAGCCAAUCAUGGCUCAGAAUCAAACAAGUGUCAGCAUGUAUUUGCCUGAUGACCGGAAAUACUAUAACUUUUUCAAUUUCACAGAAACGUUACAGGGGGAGGGAUACCACGAUGGAAUUCGGGCGGCAUUAAACGAGGUUCCUGUGUAUCUAAGAGAAGGAUCAAUGAUUCCAACCAAAGAAAGAUACAGGCGCUCGGCCAAGUUGAUGACUUACGAUCCUUAUACAUUAUACUUUGCUACGGAUGAAAACGGCAACGCAAAAGGACAAUUGUAUGUUGACGAUGGUGAAAGCUUUGGUUACCGAGACAAUGGUGACUACUUAGAAUUAGAAAUGAGCGUUGAGAGGGGCAGUAGGAUCCAGAGUAAGGUUGUAGGUGGAAGUGGAAAUGGAUUGUUUACGAGUACUUUAGACAGCGUUAGAGUGGAAAGAAUCAUUCUCAUUAAUUGCAACGCAACAGGAAAUAGCGUCACUGUACAACAAGGAGAACAGCGAUGGGCUGUAGAUUUGAUUGAAGAGAAUGGUUACAAUAUUAUUCGAAAUCCGGCCGUGUCCAUCAACAAGGACUGGGCUAUUACACUCUGA